This is a messenger RNA of Propithecus coquereli (Coquerel's sifaka), 529 nucleotides long. It is a transcript of the gene IFITM5, whose product is annotated as interferon induced transmembrane protein 5. The record is from RefSeq and is a predicted model, not a curated record. Gene Ontology annotation, cellular component: plasma membrane. The transcript is spliced from 2 exons. Bases 58 to 462 code for a protein of 134 amino acids. Lineage: Eukaryota; Metazoa; Chordata; Mammalia; Primates; Indriidae. Gene Ontology annotation, biological process: bone morphogenesis; bone mineralization.
CUGUGGGAGCCCACCCUGGAAGCGCGAGUGGAGCAGGAAGAGACGGCGCUGGAACCCAUGGACACGUCGUUCCCCCGCGAGGAGCCCCGGCCUCCCACGCCCCGCAAGGCCGACGGCGCUGCCCCCACGGCCCUCGCGUUGGGGGCACCACGACCCCCGCCUCGCGACCACUUGGUCUGGUCCGUCUUCAGCACCCUGUACCUGAACCUGUGCUGCCUGGGCUUGCUGGCGCUGGCCUACUCUGUCAAGGCCCGAGACCAGAAGGUGGCUGGGGACCUGGAGGCGGCCCGGCGUUUUGGCUCCAAAGCCAAGUGCUACAACAUCCUGGCCGCUAUGUGGACGCUGGUGCCCCCGCUGCUGCUCCUGGGGCUGGUGGUGACCGGCGCCCUGCACCUGGCCCGGCUGGCCAAGGACUCUGCAGCCUUCUUCAGCACCAAGUUUGACGACGGGGACUAUGACUGACAGGCUGGGUCCUGACCCUGUCCUGACCUGGGCCCGACCCCAGACACUGACCCAGGGUGCUGGCCCU